UAUAACCUCCCUCAUCCCUCCCUCCUCUGCCAUCGACCGCGGAUGACGAGGAGCAGGGGAGCCCUGGUUCUUGGAAUCUAGCUCGGCAAGCCAUCACGGGGGGGUCACCAGGGUCUCGAUCUCGACGAUCCGCCCUUCUUUGGCAACAGGGCUGCCCUUUACAACGCCCAAUCUGACAGGUCAACCACCCCAUCCAUCACACCGGAGAAAUGACAAGCUGCUCAGAGCGGCCCACGAACUCCCCCAACAACGAGCCAAACGCAACAGGACCUAGCCGGCUCCCCAAGGUUCAGCUAGCCAUGACGCUGCUCAAUGCAGAUCGUCGCACAAUCAAGCUAGGGUUCCUGUCGUGUCCCCCUCGUUCGUUUCGCCAAGCGCUGCAAGGGCGGAACAUUUCGCGGCUGAGACAUUGCUGAGGGAUCGACAAGACAACCCCCGGCGCCGACCAACCAGACGCGCAUUUGGCCGGCGACGAAUAUCAACUACCGGUAAAUACGGCCAUGGCGUUUGCCAUUAUCUGAGCAUCGUGCCCUGUUUGGGGUUGGCUGGACGUGCCAAAGUCUGGUCCUUUUUCCAGUCAACUUGUUCUCCUUUCCGCGUCUUCCUUUCUUUUUUCGUCCACGCCUGAAAGCCUCCUCUCUCCGCUACAGCCAGUCAGCAUCUCCGAGAAAGGCUG
Molecule: messenger RNA, 676 nt
Organism: Ilyonectria robusta
Lineage: Eukaryota; Fungi; Ascomycota; Sordariomycetes; Hypocreales; Nectriaceae
Exons: 1
Coding region: 210-416 (68 amino acids)
Source: RefSeq, a predicted model, not a curated record